Molecule: messenger RNA, 819 nt
Organism: Magallana angulata
Lineage: Eukaryota; Metazoa; Mollusca; Bivalvia; Ostreida; Ostreidae
Exons: 8
Coding region: 19-819 (266 amino acids)
Source: RefSeq, a predicted model, not a curated record
UUUUUGCAGAUAAUCAAAAUGACAUAUGGCAUCAUUGUGUCUCUUGCUCUGGUUUUCUCACAAAGCAAGUUGUUUACAAGUCAGAAUAUUUACUGUGAAGAAGCUGUCAAAAGUGUGAAAAUCGUAACAUCAUGCCCAACUUCGAAAACGGAAUGGGACAUUGCUGCUUUUAGAAAGAACUGUAGCGGAAUAGCAUCGCGUCAAAAUUGCGUAAAGAAAAACGAAAAGUUUCAAUACCAUUGUGUGAUCAACGGAAUGAGAAAUAAAUUAGUAGAGGUUUGCGCACCCACAAGGAUAAUUUUCGGACAUUGUGUUGAAUUCAAUGUUCGUGGUGGAGUUAUUCAAGAUCAGAGAUCAGCUCCUUGCAACCAAACAUUUCCAAAGUGUGACAAGAUCUACCCAUCUUCAGAAGCUUUCAAAUAUCCUGAUUGUUAUGAACUUGUUUCCAUCAGUGAAGAUAGAUCAUCAACAAAAAAAGAACCACCGACAACUUUAAGAACGACAACGAAUGAACCAUCGUUAUUAAAACCCAUUGACGUUAUUAUACCUGUUUUGUCACUGGUUCUUAUAUCCAUAUUUGCGGUGAUAUAUUUAAAAUUCAGAAGAAGGCGACAGCGCGCUAGAAACAAACUCGAUGAAAGCAAAGGAGCAAUGCUAUGCGAAGACGAUAACAAUCAAGAUGGAACACGUGAAGUCAUAAAUAUUAAAACAGAAGAGGAUCUCAAAGCAGAGUUGAAUUCCCAAAAGCACGACAUGAAUUCUAUCUUUAAGCGGUGUUUAUCAAUGGGUGAAAUUUCCACUAACAGUAAGUGUUUGUAA